AUGCAAGAAGCAAAGGUAGUUUCGACUCCUUUGGCAGCUCACUUCAAGUUAAGUAGGCAACAGUGUCCUAAGUCCGAGGAAGAGCAGCAAGUAAUGGAGAAGGUGCCUUAUGCUAAUGUUGUGGGCUGCCUUAUGUAUGCAAUGGUAUGCACACGUCCCGACAUAGCUCAGGCAAUCAGUGUCGUUUCCAGAUACAUGGCAAAUCUAGGAAAGCAACAUUGGGAUGUAGUCAAGUGGACUUUGCGUUAUUUGAAGGGUUCUUGGCGACAAAGGAUUAUGUUUGAGAAGCAAAAAGAAAAUGCAAUGGUGUUGGAAUAUGUGGAUGCUGAUUAUGCAGGGGACUUGGACAAGAGAAUGUCAACUUCUGGUUAUGUGUUUACAUGCGCAGGAGGACCGAUCAGUUGGAGAGCACUACUGCAACCAAUUACAGCUUUGUCGACCACAGAGGCAGAGUAUAUUGCAUUGGCCGAAGCUGGAAAGGAAGCAAUUUGGCUUAGUGGCUUGGUAAGUCAAAUGGGAAUCACCCAAGAUUGUGUGAAGCUGAAGUGUGAUAGUCAAAGUGCCAUUCACUUGGCAAAGAAUCAAGUUUUUUUCUGGAAGAUCAAAGCACAUUGA
Prunus armeniaca (apricot) is the source of this 615-nucleotide messenger RNA. The record is from the annotation of a GenBank genome assembly. NCBI's taxonomy places the organism in Eukaryota, Viridiplantae, Streptophyta, Magnoliopsida, Rosales, Rosaceae.